CAUCAAGUCACUUGUCCGUUCUUCAGAGACGGCUUCUUAUUCAUGCCACUCGACCAGAGAGACUUAAAGAUCUGCAGGAGGACACAAAGACAUUUGGUGGACAGAAUUAAAAACAUUUGGAGCAACAGGUCUCACCACACAACAUGCUCCUCUUGAUCUUUCUGGCCGCUGUUUCCUCUGCAGCCGAUUUGAAUCAAUGGAGAGCCACUUAUGAGCCGAUGGCGAUCUGCGCACUGGAGGGAUCAACUGUCAGGAUUAACUGCACAUACUGGUAUCCAGCAGGCAUUGCUGUUCACAGACAGAUGUGGUAUUAUGGUCCUCAUAAAGACACAGUGUUUUAUGAGGGGGAAACAAUUGUGUAUCAUACAAAUGGGAGCAAAGUGUCCAGCAGAGACAGAAAAAGAGUCCAGUUCUUGGGGAACAAAAACAAGACUUGUGAUGUAAAGAUCAGCGACAUGAGCAGAAUGGACAGCGGCUACUACAAGUUUAGAGUGGAGGGAACCGAUCAAUAUACAUAUGUGCCAGGAGCCAACGUUAUAAUCACAGGUCUAAAGGUUGAAGCUUCAGCAAGCAAAGUAAAAGAAAGAGACACGGUGAGCCUGAGGUGUGCAACAAACUGCAGUCUCACCGACAGCAUCUUCUCCUGGUUCAGAAAUGGAAGACCUUUAAAUGAAGUCUCGGCCACACUUGAAAUUCAGAACGUCUCCUACGUGGACCACGACGGUUACUCGUGUCGGACUGGAAACGUUGCGUCACCAGAAUUUCAACUGAACAUCCAGUAUGCCCCCAAGAACCCAGUCAUUACAGGGCAGCCCACCACUGGUAUUGAAGAAGGGAAAUCAGUGACUUUGUACUGCAAAGACUUGGCAAACCCACCCAGCAACUACACCUGGAUCAAGGAGAACAGCAGCCAUGUCGGAUCAGGAGAACAACUGCACAUCAGCAAGUUUAUGUCCAGUGACGCCGGGUCUUAUCACUGCAAAGCCACAAACAUCUAUGGAAGUGCAAAGUCUGCAGCUGUCAUCCUGAUGGUUAAAGGAAGCAUCAACUGUUCCAACAACACGGCCAUGACUUAUGCAUUUUAUGCUUUGUUGAGCUUUGUCAUCCUGGCCGGGUUUGCUCUGUCAGUUUUCAUAUUUCUAAGAAAAAGGACCAAGAGGAGAAACAAACCAAAUUUUGUCAUCACAGGAAGAGGAGAGAUUGGAGGCAGGGAGAAUUCAGAAAAGGACACGUAUGCCACUCUCGAUCAAUCAACAGUCUCACCGGAUUAUGACAUAAUUGUGAGGAAUUAAAUGAACAACAAUGAUCUAGGAAGACUCUGCUGUUACAAUAACAGAAAUUAAGAAACCUGUAGAAAAACCUAACUGCCAAUUUACCUUUCAAGACAACCAGACUUUGUGACUAGUGCCCUGUAAUGUGAUGUUCUGUCACCUGUGAGUCCCCCCAAGGCUACAGAGAGUGGCCUGUGCUCACAAUCAUCAACAGCCAGCUAAGGACAGAAAGUCUUGAGAUGACAUUGAUGUCUGAUAUAUAAAUAAAUAAUCUAACAGUAUAGUAGGCAAGAUCAAUGAAUAGUACACCACUUAACUUGUUUUGCUUAAAUAUAUAAACUUUUAGGAGAAAAUAGGCAGUAUAGGGUUAAGUGUUGGGGUCCACACCAAGACCCCAGUCAAACAGUGAAAAUGCUAAUAUAGAAUGAACUGAAAAGAAAACCAAACAGCAAUAUUGACUGUCAAAAUGUUCAUUAAUUCGUAACACUUGUUUAAAGGGGCUUCUGUGUGCAAUCGUCCUCCGGCAGACCCUCUCCUUGGUGUGAACGCAGGCUUCUGGAUUCGCCACUUCCUUUGUAGCAGGAAGACUGAAAGGGGCACAUUUUUUGUGGUGACUUGGAUGUAACAUCAUUUGUGUUUGGAGGGCUCAUCCUUCACUCUGGGAUUGAAAGAGGAAGUGAGAUCAGUAGUUGUGUCCUGCUGUCGUCGGUCCCCUAGUUAACCCUGGGAGCUGAGCCUUCCAUGUGCUCCCUGUAGCUUACGUGACUAAACAGCCCAUGGCUUAUGAAUGAGUUCUGUUCUUGCUGGCAUUCAUAUCCUGAUUUUGCAAAUAAGUUCAAACUAAACUGUACCUUAAUUGGAAAAUUUCAGCAAAAAUGCAUAAUGUCUUAUGACAUAUUUUACUGAAAUACAUUUCAGAUGUAUUUAAUAACUUGAUGGUGAAGCAAUAUUCCUGUAAAUGAAAUUACAAAAUACUUGUAACACCCUCUGCUAAAUCUUGCUCAUCUUGCAGCAUAUUGUAGCGGCUCCACUGGGGAGUGAAAACCUCAGCUCCCAGCAGUCCCUGCAAUGGCUCUGAUUGGUCGUCUGCUGAGGGUGAAGGGGCUGCUGGGGAGAAGGAGGCUGGUGUGAGAUUUAAAAGGAGGCCAGUUCUACAGAGAAGAAGAGAAGUCUUUUGUUGUUUCAUGUCUGGAGUUGCCUGUCUGUUUACCUUCCCGUUCAAUGCCUGUGGAUUCUUGCUUUGUCGUGGAGCGUCUCCUGUUCGGUGUAUGGACUGUCUGGUGUCUUCCUGCUGCAUGACUACUGUACUAGGAUUGGUUGUCAACUUGCGAAGAAAGGAAGGGGCGCACCAGAUCCCAUUCACAUGUCAUCAUCUCAGUAUCGGUAGGGCUGAUCUUUACAUUCACAUACAGCGAGCUGAUCUCUGGACUAUCCUUCUCCAACAUUUUGUUACAUCAGUUGCCAUUUUUUAUGGACUUCAUCGUGUGUGGGUUUGUUAGUGAUUUGCUAUUGUUGAAUUUGCGUAUAUUAUAUAACACCGUAAAGGGAACUGGGGUGGGAUUGUUGUAGUUUGUAUAGUUAUAUCUUGUUUAUUAUUGUUUAACACAUUCUUCAAUUUCUGUUUUAUUACCAUUUGCUUUUUGUCUCUGUGAGGGAGUGUGCGUGAGUCAGGCCAAUGCUGGGUGCAUUCCUGGGAUCCCCACCGAAA
Molecule: messenger RNA, 2979 nt
Organism: Erpetoichthys calabaricus (reedfish)
Lineage: Eukaryota; Metazoa; Chordata; Cladistia; Polypteriformes; Polypteridae
Product: B-cell receptor CD22-like
Exons: 8
Coding region: 144-1292 (382 amino acids)
Source: RefSeq, a predicted model, not a curated record